Messenger RNA from Plasmopara halstedii, 1287 nucleotides. Its product is annotated as camk protein kinase. The transcript has a single exon. Gene Ontology annotation, molecular function: protein kinase activity; ATP binding. The record is from RefSeq and is a predicted model, not a curated record. Gene Ontology annotation, biological process: protein phosphorylation. The coding region runs from base 1 to 1287 and encodes 428 amino acids. Lineage: Eukaryota; Oomycota; Peronosporomycetes; Peronosporales; Peronosporaceae.
AUGGGGGCUGCCAUUUUGAAAAGCUGCUUUAGUGGUGAGUCCAUUGAGACCCCACGCCGCUUUUACCAAUUUCAGCAGUCUUCUACUUCAGACUCAUGUCCCCAAUACGACGAAUCAUAUUUUCGCUUGUCAUCCACAACUAUGCCUCCAUCUGAUACAGCUAAUCUGAAUCUAUGCUGCGUGAACCACCUUUACGCCACAAGUGUCGAAUCGCUUGACAAGCUACUCGUCCAGAAGUACUCGAAUUUCUACACACUAGAUUUACCACCGUCAGUUUUACAUCUGCAGCAGCAUAAUCAGGACGUAGGUAAGCUCAAAAAGAGUUCAACCAGGUCUGUGUCGUCUGAAACUACGACGUUGUCCGAGAGCUCAGUCGUGGCCAAAUCACCUUCGCACGAGGCUAGCCCUUUGCACGGAUUUCACUCGAUCACUGACAAGUCGGAUGCAGGAUUUAGCUCGCUCUUACCGCCUAUUUACAAACUUAUCUGCGUGGCCGGUAAAGGUACGACGUCUACCUGCUACAAAAUUGUGCGCAGGACCGACGGUCUUCAUUUUGCCUGCAAGAUUAUCGACAAGAAUAAAUUAGCCCCGCAUGCUCGACGGAGAAAAAAAGUUUUCGCUCAAUUGCGUCUUGAGGUAGAUGUGCUUCGACGCAUUGACCAUCCGCACAUCGCGAAGCUCGAAGAAUCGUUUGAAGACAGCAAUUAUCUCGUUCUGAUUAUGGAGCUCAUGGAAGGGGGUGAGCUAUUUGACGCCAUUGUAGAAAAAGGCCGUUUCUCAGAGUGCGACACCAUUCACGUGGCCCGCAGUGUUCUUUCCGCUAUUCAACACAUGCACGAGCGUGGCGUCAUGCACCGUGACCUUAAACCUGAAAACAUGUUGCUCCAUAGCAGACAUUCCGCGACCAGCGCAAUUGACGUAAAGAUCAUUGACUUUGGCUUUGCCGGAAUUAUAGAACAAGGCGCCACAUCGACGUCAUUUUUGGGCACGGAAGGCUAUUUAGCUCCUGAGAUUUUGCUUAGGCAAGCAUAUGGUACUUCUGUGGAUAUGUGGUCGUUUGGCGUACUGACCUACUUGCUGCUAUGUGGUCGGCUGCCGUUUGCGGCUUCCACGAAGCUUCGACCGAACCAGACAAUUCAGGCGUUUUACAAACUCACAUUUCCAAAGAAAUACUGGCAUGGGGUGAGUCCCGUCGCUAUCGACUUUCUGGAACGUGUGAUGGUAAUCAAUCCUUCCACGCGGCUUACUGCCAUGGAAGCAUUAAAUCAUGAUUGGCUUCGAAAUUAA